CUCCUUCUUCCUUCCUUUCCUCAUGUUCAAAACAUCUUUCAAUCGACUCUUCCAAUCUUCUAGUAAAAAUUACAUUGCUUCUCCUUCUCGUUUUACAACUACAUUCCACACCACCACCACCACCACCACCACACGAGCCAUGUCAUCCUCCGACUCCCCCAACAGACCAAGCGGUCUCAUUGCCACAUCCGGCAUCGAGCUCCUCACGUGGGGAACCCCCAAUGGACAUAAAAUCAGCAUUUUGCUCGAAGAGCUCAAAGCCGCCUAUGGAAAAGAAUACACGUUUCAAGCGAUUAACAUUAUGGAGAAUAUCCAAAAGGAAGAAUGGUUCACGAAGAUCUGCCCGAAUGGCAGGAUUCCGGCAAUUGUGGAUCAUGAUCGCAAUGGGUUUGCGGUGUUUGAGGGAGCGGCGAUUUUGGCGUAUUUGACGAGGAAUUAUGAUGUAGAGAGGAAGUUUAGUUUUGAGGAGGAGGAGGAUAGGAGUAGAGUUGAGCAGUGGGUUGCUUGGCAACACGGCGGUCUAGGCCCCAUGCAAGGCCAAGCAAACCACUUCUACCGUCUCGCCAAAGAACGCAUCCCCUACCCAACCCAACGCUAUAUUGGCGAAACCGAGCGUCUCUACGGCGUCCUCGAUGCCCAACUGCAGGAUCGCGAGUACAUCGUCGGUCCCGGAAAGGGAAAGUAUAGUAUUGCCGAUAUUGCGAAUUUCAGCUGGGUCAACGUGGCUUAUUUUGCGGGGGUGGAUUUGGCCAAGUUUGAGCAUUUGGAGAAGUGGUGGAAGAGGAUUAGUGAGAGGGAAGCGGUGAAGAAGGGGAUUAGUGUGCCGAGUGAGAGUAAGUUGGUUAAUGAGGCGUUUAAGAAGAGACUUGGGGAAGAUAAGGAGUUUAGGGAGGGGGAGGAGAAAUUGAAGAAAUUGGGGGAGGAGGCGAAGGAGAAGUAUGGCUACAAGUAUGCUUCGCCUUGA
Molecule: messenger RNA, 964 nt
Organism: Botrytis fragariae
Lineage: Eukaryota; Fungi; Ascomycota; Leotiomycetes; Helotiales; Sclerotiniaceae
Product: putative glutathione s-transferase ii protein
Exons: 2
Coding region: 23-964 (313 amino acids)
Source: RefSeq, a predicted model, not a curated record